UAGGGGGAGUCGUACGAAAGGCGGCUCGCAGGGAAGGGGAAGCAGCCUCAUGAGGAGAAUGUCACUAAAACAAAGUUGCCAUAAAAUACGCACUCCGGCUACAUAAAAGCGUGACGCAUGUGCGGAAAUGGGUGGAAAAACGUGUCCCUUCUCCCAACACAAGAGGCUAAAAGAGAGUAAAAGUAAAUACAAACGAGGCAACCACGAAGCUGUAUUACUCACUGAGAAGAAGCAUGAGCACAGAUUCUGAGAAUCCAGCGACGCUGAGGCUGAAAACGACCGAGGAUGUGGAGGCCCAGGAUGACCCAGUUCUUCAGUCCACCAUACUUUACCUGCUUCAGGAAGCCACCAAGCUUGCGACACCUGCCAAAAAAGACCCCCUGGAAUGGAAAGUCGCAGACGGGAUGUGCUCCGCAGAACAAAAUGUACCAUGUUCUUCUGGUCCAGCACUGUAUACCUCCCCCCCUUCUCCGCCUGCUGUGGCUCACCCCUAUAAACAUGAGGAACAAGGCUUAGAUCCGUGCCGUAAUUUUUCUUGUUCUUUCUCUGUCCUCCCAAGUCAACAGAGGAACAGCCCAUGGGAAGUGAUGAGCCUCAUUAACCUGCAGUGUGAACGACUUCUGCAUCCGACUACUGAGGAUGUAGCGGAGGAUGGAAGUAGGCUGGUAACAACCACUUCUGCCCCCGAGGGGGUGCUUUUUCAGAAUGAGGUCUCAGGUCACACAGGAGGGUUUACUGCAUCCAAAGAAGUCAACAGCUCUGUGCAGCCUCAAAGUCCUGAAAUUGCAAUGGGAAAAAUUGAGGCUUGGGGCUCUCCUUUGAGGAAACGCAAACCCUGGGAUGAUGGUCUUCAGUCUUUACUUUCUGACAAGACCUUGGUCUCGAAUGAGCCUGUUCAGCUAGAAAUUCUGACAUCUAAAGAGGAGAGGAGUUUAAUAAAAGACAAGGAAGCUAAGCAGGCUCUUGGUGGAGCACAGCUUCAAAACAAUAAAGCUGGAAUGUGCCAUCUCAAAGAUGGUCCUCCCUUAAACACAAAAGAAUUGGAAGGAAAAGCAGCAUCGUGUCUUGUGGGAGCAGAACAUUGUUUAUUAGAGGCAUGUGGUACAUCAACAGAAAGUUUGAGCUUUCCAGCAUGUAACCUCCAGGAGGACAGUUGGAAGCAACAUGCUAAUUCAGCUAAACCCAAGGAGUUAUUUUCCAGUGUUGCGGUACUCUCCUCUGUCCCUUUGGCUACUGUUGCUGAUGGUGACGGGAAAAUUGACUGUAGCUCUAAUGUGGUUCUCGCAUCUGACAUUCUUCAAAGUGUGGAGGGAUCACAGACUCUGUCUCAUAAAUUAAGAGGGGAAUUUGAACCUGGAAGUCAAGAGAAACUCCUGGCUGAGGGCACAUGCACUCCUGUCCAUGACUUCUGUAACAACAAAGAGAACAAUGUGUGUGCACAGUCACCCGAAGUCAUAACAGCCAAGCUAGCCUCUGACCUGAAAUGGCGAGGCAGAACCCCCCGGAAGCAGCGACAUCCAAUCCGAAGCGCUGACCUCUGUGACCCAGACUUUCGAGGCGUUUCGUUUCGAAUGCACACAGAGCUUAAUAACGGUCACGAGUGCCGAUUGCUCAUCACAUCUAAGUACAGUGCAGAGUUUUGGAAAAGUGGUCGUAGGGCAAGGGGCAGCCGCACACGAGCCAUCAUAAACUCCCUGAAAACCAGCAGCUCAGAGGAGGAAACGGAUACUGUCGGCCUCUCCAAGAAUAAGAUGUGUGCGUCCUGCAGCACAAAGACCACGCCUCUGUGGAGAGAUGCAGAAGAUGGAACUCCUCUCUGCAAUGCAUGUGGAAUAAGAUAUAAGAAGUACCGUGUCCGUUGCCAUCAAUGCUGGUACAUCCCCAGGAAGGAGGGCAACUCCAACUCCAGAUGUUUAAGAUGUGGAGAUGCGUUGAGCUUGGCAUCUUCUAACAGCUGACAAACUAAAGACCCUGCUGUGUCUCCAGUUAUGUGACCAUGAAGCAGUGCAUCUUCCUCAUAUCCUGUUCCUGUGUUAGUGCACUUUGGGGAACUUUUGGGUGUUAAACGUUCUCAAAAUGCACAGAAUGUAGCCAAUGCAGUAGCAACUUUGCAUCUUUUCAAGCUGUUUUCACCUAAACAUUGAUUUCCACUUGGGGUUUGAGUAUAGAUAUAUAGGAAGUACUUACAUUGUCCUGAGGGGAUGACCCUAUUUAAAAAAAGAAAAAAAUUCUGUGAUAUACAUUUAUAAUGUUUUUGUUUUUUUCCUUGUUGAACAGACAUUUCAGAAGUAGAAUUGUUGUGUUAAUGCAUCAAAUGUCACUGUUUCUCAGUAAAUUCUAGUCAUCAUGG
Scleropages formosus (Asian bonytongue) is the source of this 2350-nucleotide messenger RNA. RefSeq names its product zinc finger GATA like protein 1 (gene zglp1). Gene Ontology annotation, cellular component: nucleus. Gene Ontology annotation, biological process: spermatogenesis; oocyte development; regulation of transcription by RNA polymerase II. The transcript is spliced from 5 exons. NCBI's taxonomy places the organism in Eukaryota, Metazoa, Chordata, Actinopteri, Osteoglossiformes, Osteoglossidae. The record is from RefSeq and is a predicted model, not a curated record. Gene Ontology annotation, molecular function: zinc ion binding; sequence-specific DNA binding. The coding region runs from base 234 to 1958 and encodes 574 amino acids.